This is a messenger RNA of Astyanax mexicanus (Mexican tetra), 3846 nucleotides long. RefSeq lists its product as uncharacterized. Bases 374 to 3265 code for a protein of 963 amino acids. The transcript is spliced from 4 exons. The record is from RefSeq and is a predicted model, not a curated record. Lineage: Eukaryota; Metazoa; Chordata; Actinopteri; Characiformes; Acestrorhamphidae.
AUGAACAUUCUUUUUUCAAGACUGGAUUUCAUUCCCAUAUUUGCUAAACGGCACAUAACCCAGCCCACUAUAUAUACAUGUGGGUGUGUUUUAGUCUUAAGGUAACAGCAUGAAAGAGAGGACACACACACAAAUAUAUAGGUUAUGCAUAUUUUUCUAACAUGAACUUUAAGUCAGACACUGCAGAGAGGAUACCUACACAGUGAUAUGACUAUGAAGAUGAAGCAUUAAGGAGUAGGGCGGAGAUAUUAACUUCCAUCACUGGAACUUUGAUUGUUUCUGGGGAUUAGAUCAAUCAGUUUUUCUUCUUAUUUUCUUCUUAUGCACCAUCACACUGGUUUUGGUGUGAGUGUGUAUGUUGUGCUCGUGAAAGAUGCUAAAUUUGACUGUCCUGCUGCUCAGCUUUGGGCUCCUGAACUUCUCAACACCAAUGCACCAUAAUCAUCAUAGGCUGCACUUUCAGCAAUCCAUGUCCUCAGAGAGCAGUGAUUCCAUGGAAAGUGCUGAAACAGAUCAACAGGUCACCCCUACAUCUCAUGCUCCUGGAAGUGACAUCAUAAUCAGAGCACCUGCAGACUUCGGGCAGCCCAAUGAGAAUGGCACCAGUGCCGUGACCGUCAGCAUACGGGAUGAAAACACCAACGCAUCUGUGGAUGUUCUGACCUUCAUCUUCAACACGGAGGAUGACGCCGGUAGGAGCAGUGCAGCUGAAGAAAGCAGCGGAUUUGGCGAUGAAGGAAUGCAGGCUGAUGAACCUUCAAUCACUCAAAGAGAUAUAACUGAUGAGCAAAGCUUGGAUGAUGUAUUUAAAGCAAACAUAAACCUAAAAGAUGAUGUGCCAGAAUCAAUUGAUAAUUUAAAUGAAGGAGGCUACCAAACACCAGAUUCACCAAUUGGUGACAAAAGCAACAGUACUUCUGGAAAGGACAUUGCAAACCAACAAACAAUUGAUUUUAAUAGUGAUGAAGCUCUGCAAAGUAAAGUGGAUGACCUCAAAAAUGAUAUCCAAGCGGAUGAGGCAUUUAUAGCAUCACUAGAUGUUGCUAAAUCCAUUGAAGAAAGCACCAGUGAGGGAAAGCAAGCUAGUACACAUCCUGAAACUGUGUACUCUACUGACCAUGGAUUGGGCUCAAAUUCAGAGGAGACUGGCCAAAUCAAGUCUCAAGUUGAAUCUCACAAGUCAAACCAUGGCACAAAUCCUUUAAACACACAUGAUUCUGGAUCAGAAAGCCAACCUACACACCUUCCUGAGGGCGAGACAAUGAGUGAAUCCCUGGAUGACCCUCAGUCCCAAAGUAAGGAGCUUUCCAUUACCCUUACUACUGUCUUUCGCUACUUGCUUGGAGAUCUUAUUGGUCUAAGAUCAGUUCCUGCUCCUCUCAAACCACAAUCCAUAGGAGCGUUGAUGACCAGCAUGGAGGAAACUACUUCAACAGAAGCAAAGGAAAAAGGAACUGACCCUGGAUUAUAUUUAUCCUCUAAAGAUAAGCACAAGGUUCGCACAAACUCUGGUCCAACCAUAAGUCCUUGGGUGUUUAAUGAAGUCUCUCCACUCAUCUACAGCUCUGAAGAACAAGAAGAUCAUGAUGUGUUCUUGGGCACUGAUGCAACACUUAGCAGCCCAGUGCCUAGUCCAGAACCGUUGCCAAAUCCACAGAAUGCCAAGAAGGAUUCUCCAAAGUCUUUCUCUUCUGGUCCAGUGUAUGUUAACGAUGGCUGGCCUGCUGUUGACUACUCCAACUCUUUAAACGAUUUUAGACAUUACCAUAAGUAUGGCUACAAACCUGAAUACAGGAAUGGGCAAUGGGAAAAUCAUGAGGACACUGACACAAAUACAUAUCAUGAAACUGCAGAACAUGAUACAGCUUAUGAAAACACCCCAGCAUACUCAUUGGAAGCAGCAGAGAUCCAGAGCUUUCCUACAGAAGACCCAAAAACCCAGGAUAACUUGCACAACAAAGACCACCCUGAGUUCACCCCAGAUUUUGCUGCAUCCAGGGAAGAUGUUAUUUCCAGCUCCAGUGAGAUUAGCAAGGAAACAACCAGAUUCCAGAUUCCAAGAGCUACAGAUGUGCCUCCUACUGAUGCUGCGCCAGUCAUGUCCAACAGUCUAGAGAGUACAGAAACCACUGUAGGUCCUGAUAAUGAGAAAGACGCUUUGACAGUAAGCUCAAGUAGUGAGGAACUUGAGCCUUUAGUAGACUCUAAAGAACAAAGUUUAGCAACAGUAGGGUCAAACAGUCAGGAGAUUCAAACCCAGACAGAUACUCCUGACUGGCUAGAAAAGGGAUUAAUUCAUGACUCAGGUGUUCAACAAUUGGAGCUUCCUCAUAUUUCUGUGGUGCAGCUAAGUCAUCACCUUCAAAAGCAAGGCAAAGAAGAAUCUUCAUUAUUUGUAGAUCUCACACCUGAAUCAAGCUCUAAAGAAGAGCUGGAUCAAGUUUCCAGUACUGAUGCACCAGGUUUGAUCUUCUCCAUUCUGCCACCCAUGUCCAGCGAGGAGCAGGUAUCUUCAGCUAUCAUUAGCAGAAGUACAUCCCAACCUCUCCUACGUCCUGUAGACAACAGUGAAUCCAAUGAAGAGGAUGUCAAUGCAAGCUUAAACCAUGUUCGUCUCCAACCAGCCCCUUUAGGCAACUUCAGCUCUGAAAACGACCAGAAUGAAGAAUCGUUUUCAAAUGAAUCCUCAACUGACAGCCCAGCCAUCAGUGCGGAGUCGCCUUCUCAAUCCACACUGAGACAUGAAUCGUUUUUACUGCAAUACAUCACACAACAUCCAGAGUCAGCCUUCGCAAAUGACUUGAUUGUAAGUGAUGAGGACCUAUCCAGUGAGAUUAGCACACCAAAUCCAAGCAUAGGGCCGGAGAUCACAUCUCAAACUAAUGUUGCCAAAACAAGGAGCGAGGAGUCAGAGGAAUCCCAAGAACCUUCCUUGUUUACACUCCGUCCUCCUGUAGCUAUUAACCCUAGCCAAGCUCCAAACACUAAAAAGAGCAGUGAAGAAAACGUGAAGAUGGACCAUGUAGCAAACGAUCAUUUACGUAGUAACCUCAUGCCUACAGCAACGAGUCCCAAAGAAGAGGAAGCCAAUCCUUGGGCAACUUUUCUUCAAUCCUUGAAAGCACACAUGACCCCUUGGCGAGCAGAGCAUGGUGAACAGAAGGUGCAGAGACCAUGGAAUAAGUAUGGUAACAGACGCCAUAGCGGUCAACAUAUUCGUAGCAAUAAAGGACAGAAAGCCAGUAGCAGCGAAGAGAGCAAAUGAAGUCAUUGUGCUUAUUUUAACACCUUACUGUUAAAGACUGUACAAUCAGGAAUUGCUGUGAAUGGAAGGUUAAAUUUGCAGCACUGUAGCAGCAGUCAUUUCCAUAAAAAACAAAAUCUACAUUCCUAACUACAUCUCAUAUACAGUCAAACGUCACAAGACACCCUUUUAUUUCAGACAUGAAAUAUGGUGGCUUUCAAGAUGGUAUAGCCUAAAAGAUAGGAUCGCUCACCCAUUACUUGCUGGGGUAUUCAGAUAUGUAAUUUUCCCUUUCGCUUUCCGUUUGCUUUUGAAAUAAAUGGGUGUCCUGUUCCAUAUAACAGGGGAUGUCACAGAAAGGCAACUAAGUAGGCGUCCCCAUGAAGAUGAUAAUCCGAAGAUGGUAAUACAGGGAAGAUUUGGCAAUUUUUUUUAGGUGUAACCCAUAUACUCAGCUCUGCUGCUCAUCCCACAAAUAUAUAUAUAUUACAAAUGUGGUACCAUUUAAAAGGGAUAUUACCAGGCUUUCCAACAGUAUAAGAUUUAUUGCUGAGAAGCAUUGUUAUAAACAAAUUUCCUUAUUUGUUGUGCUAUGUUUACAU